AUGUUGGUAAACCAGUACCUGAAUGGAGGAGGUGGUGGAAGAUCUCUGGGUUUUUUGGAACUCAACUCACUGGGAGGAACGAACCUCUGCUCACUGGACAAAAACGUCAUCGGAUCCAUCAGCUCCAGCGGCCUACAGAAGGCGAACGCUCUGACCGUGUCCAACUGCAGCCUGGAGCAGAAGCAGCUUCUGUUUAGCAUCGCUCAGAACGCCUUCAGCGACCGCACCAUUAGCAAGCUUAGCCAGAAAGCCAGCGCCGUAUCCACUAGCAACGUCUCCACCAACUCCUACCAGCUCAUACAGUCCUACCUGGGUGGUGCCGACCUAGCGUACGUGCGGACACUUUCCAACUCCAGCAUUAACAUGGACCUGCUAACCUUUGUCUCGCUGGACCAGAACGUCGUCAACAAUCUGACCGUUAGCGAGGUCCAGGGUCUGCUGGGUACCUACGUUCCAGACCUGAAGACGUACGAGAACAGCACGGUGGUGCGAGACUGGAUCAGCAGGCAGCUACAGUCCGACCUGGACAAGCUGGGGAUCGGACUCACCGGAGGAAAACAAUCCAGCACUGGUUCAGGUAACGGAUCGGGUAACGGAUCGGGUAACGGUUCGGGUUCCAGGGUCUCCGCCCUCCCGCUGUAUCAGCAGCUCCUCCUUCUGGCUGUUACCAUAGCGACACUGCAGCUGCUGCACUGAUUAUGACAUCACAACGUCGCUCCGCUGCCUGUUUAUAGCUGAUUAUUCCUUUAUUAUUACAAGUUCUGCUCUUCUUUAUUUAGGACCCGUAUACUCGCCCGUCCAGGGUUCUGUGGUCCGGUUCUGUAGGGUUCCACCUCCUCCUUAUAUCUUAUUUCAUUAAGAGUUAUAAUAAUAAUGGAAGAAAUAAAGUGUCCGGAUUAUUUUAUUCACUGUACAA
Molecule: messenger RNA, 916 nt
Organism: Trichomycterus rosablanca
Lineage: Eukaryota; Metazoa; Chordata; Actinopteri; Siluriformes; Trichomycteridae
Product: mesothelin-like
Exons: 5
Coding region: 1-696 (231 amino acids)
Biological process (GO): cell-matrix adhesion
Cellular component (GO): cell surface
Source: RefSeq, a predicted model, not a curated record